Molecule: messenger RNA, 915 nt
Organism: Delphinapterus leucas (beluga whale)
Lineage: Eukaryota; Metazoa; Chordata; Mammalia; Artiodactyla; Monodontidae
Source: RefSeq, a predicted model, not a curated record
UUCAUGGGAGCCUCACCCUUACUCCUCCUUUCCCUAACCCCCUGUGUCCACAGCGACCCCAACCAGCCGGUGCCACAGGACACCAAGUUUAUGCACACCAAGCCCAACCGCUUCGAGGAGGUGGUGUGGAGCAAGUUCAACAGCAAGGAGAAGCAGUACCUGCACAUCGGCUUGAAGCCACGCGUGCGCGCCAACUACCGCGCCAACAAGGUGGCCUUCUGGCUGGAGCUCGUGCCGCACGUGCACAGCCUGCACACGGAGCUCUUCACCACCACCACGCGCCUCCCUCCCUACGCCACGCGCCGGCCGUGGCGCCCGCCCCCUGGUGCCCCUGGCACUCGCCGCCCCCCACCUCCGGCCACCCUGCCGCCCGAGCCCAAGCCCGAGCCGGGCCCCCGGGCCUACGAUCGCUUCCCUGGGGACUCCCGAGACUACUCCACGGAGCUCAGAGUCACCAUGGCCGUGGGCGCCUCCCUCCUCUUCCUCAACAUCCUUGCCUUCGCCGCCCUCUACUACAAGCGGGACCUGCGGCCGGAGCUGCGGUGCAGGCGGCUCAGCCCCCACGGCGGCUCGGGCUCCGGCGUGCCCGACGGAGGCCCCCUGCUCCCUGCUGCCGGCCGUGAGCUGCCAGCCGAGGAGGAGCUGGUGUCGCUGCAGCUGAAGCGGGGCAGGGGCAUCGGGGCGGAACCUGCGGAGGCCCUGCGCCCCGCCUGCCCGCCCGACUACACCCUGGCCCUCCACAAUUUGCCACUGUUGGCCCCCGGGGCCCUGACCCUGCUGCCCAGCGGCCUGGGGCCACCCCCUCCCACGCCGCCCCCCUCCCUCCAUCCCUUUGGGCGCUUCCCCCCGCCUCCCCCCACCGCUACCAGCCACAACAACACGCUCCCCCAUCCCCACUCCACCACUCGGGUAUAG